AUUUGCGCAUCCUUAUUCUUCCUUAUUAUUUUAUCUCUUGUGUCCUUUGACGCAGAUAUUUACAAUGCACAGUCUCGCUGUACUGGCUUCUUUAUGCCAUCUUAUCUCCGCACUAUCGAUCCCUGUUUACCCGGAGAAAAGAGACAUUUCAGCUGGGGUUGCUAUUUAUAGCUGCACACAGCCAAACACCAUUGCUCUCACCUUCGAUGACGGCCCAUUCGUGUACACAGAUUCUGUGCUCGAUCAACUUGCUUCAGCUGGAAUUGGGGCCACGUUCUUCCUCAAUGGCUACAACAUUGGGAAUAUCAUGGACUACCAAGCCACUGUUAACAGGAUGAUCGAAGAGGGACACCAAGUCGCGUCACAUACCUAUGGGCAUCCAGAUCUCGCAGGCCUUGCAGAUUUCGACGUCGAGCAGCAAAUGUCGCUUCUGAGCAAUGAGUUCAUCAACAUCAUCGGCAAGUAUCCUGUUUACAUGCGUCCUCCCUAUUUUAGCUUCAACGCUCGCACGCUUGGAGUCCUUGGUCAAUUGGGCUUCAAGGUCAUUAUCGCUGAUAUCGACACCAACGAUUGGCAGUACUCGUCAUCCGGUGGUGCCGAACCCUCUUUAGCUUCAUUCUACGCUGGGCUUAACAAUAGCGGCUCUAUCGUUCUUAUGCAUGACGUUCAUCAGAAUACUGUUCAGAAUAUCCUGCCUCGAAUUAUUCAGGCUACUCUUCAAAGUGGAAAGAGAGCUGUGACCGUAGGGGAGUGUCUUGGAGAUCCCGAGACAAAUUGGUACCGAGGUGGAGCAACCCAGACACCAGAAUGGAACAGCACCGCCACCGAAGUUGUCCCUAUCGAUCAGACGCCUGCACCAGAGAGAGCGGUGGUAUGGGAGUAAUUGGGUUCGGUUAUUUGUGGAAAAUAUCAUACAGUUAUAAUAAAAGACGCAAGUCGCGACACUCAUUUCAAUUUGAUCUUAUCUCUCUUCUACUCAUAGUCCCAACUUCGCAUUAGCCAUCUCACGCACCUCCUUCUGGCCCUGUGUCAGCCCCUCUUCUUCCGU
Molecule: messenger RNA, 1048 nt
Organism: Fusarium verticillioides 7600
Lineage: Eukaryota; Fungi; Ascomycota; Sordariomycetes; Hypocreales; Nectriaceae
Exons: 3
Coding region: 65-883 (272 amino acids)
Biological process (GO): carbohydrate metabolic process
Molecular function (GO): hydrolase activity, acting on carbon-nitrogen (but not peptide) bonds
Source: RefSeq, a predicted model, not a curated record